Molecule: messenger RNA, 555 nt
Organism: Funneliformis geosporum
Lineage: Eukaryota; Fungi; Glomeromycota; Glomeromycetes; Glomerales; Glomeraceae
Source: the annotation of a GenBank genome assembly
AUGAAUUUUAAACAACAAAGAAAAAUUCAAAAAUUGGAAAGGAAGGGAUUUACUAAUAUUAAGUACCUUGCUGAAGGAGGUUUUAGUAAAAUCUACACAGUGCCAGCACGAAGAAAAAAGAAAGUUGUUCUAAAAGUUUUAAACAAUUCGCAAAACAUUACUUUAAAAUUUUUGCAAGAGAUUGCUAAUCAUAAUUUGGCGAUUAAUACCAAAUUCAUUAGAUUAAAUUAUAUUCAUCAACGAGGUUUAGUUCAUGGAGACUUGCAUUCAGGCAAUAUUUUAAACGAAAAUUCUAUAAGUUAUAUUACUGAUCUAGGUUUAAGUCGAUCAAUCGAUUCUCAAGUUGAAACAGAGAAAAUUUAUGGAGUAUUACCUUAUAUAGCUCCUGAAGUUUUACGAGGACAACCUUACACCCAAGCAUCAGAUGUUUAUUCUUUUGGAAUAAUUGCUUAUGAGUUAUUUGCUAACACUUAUCCUUAUUAUGAAUUUAAAGAUUUAGAUGAAAACGAAUUAAUUUUAAAAAUCUGUAGAGGACUAAGACCUAAUAUGGAUGAA